This is a messenger RNA of Pecten maximus, 552 nucleotides long. RefSeq names its product 40S ribosomal protein S15-like. NCBI's taxonomy places the organism in Eukaryota, Metazoa, Mollusca, Bivalvia, Pectinida, Pectinidae. The coding region runs from base 58 to 513 and encodes 151 amino acids. The record is from RefSeq and is a predicted model, not a curated record. The transcript has 5 exons. Gene Ontology annotation, biological process: ribosomal small subunit assembly; translation. Gene Ontology annotation, cellular component: cytosolic small ribosomal subunit; ribosome. Gene Ontology annotation, molecular function: RNA binding; structural constituent of ribosome.
UGGGAAAUCAAAUUUUUGCAACUUCCGUUAUUUCUCUUUCCGGUCGAAAUUUCCACCAUGGCUGACCAAGAAACACAAGAUUUAUUGGAAAAGAAGAAGAAGCGUACUUUUAGAAAGUACACUUUCAGGGGUGUUGAUCUUGACCAACUUUUGGACAUGUCAAGUGAACAGUUGAUGGAAUUGCUCUCAUCCAGAGCCCGCCGUAGGUUCACCAGGGGUCUGAAGAGGAAGCCCAUGGCACUCAUCAAGCGUCUUAGGAAGGCCAAAAAGGAGGCCAAACCCCUAGAAAAGCCAGAGGUAGUGAAAACACAUUUGAGAAACAUGAUCAUUGUGCCAGAAAUGAUCGGUAGUGUUAUCGGAGUGUACAACGGCAAGACCUUCAACCAAAUCGAAGUCAAGCCUGAAAUGAUCGGCCACUACCUUGGAGAGUUCAGCAUCACAUACAAGCCUGUUAAGCACGGUCGUCCCGGUAUUGGUGCCACUCACUCCUCACGAUUUAUUCCACUCAAAUAGACUGUAUUUGUUGGUUAAUAAAUAUGUGGGAUUACCUCU